Messenger RNA from Biomphalaria glabrata, 2823 nucleotides. RefSeq lists its product as uncharacterized. Lineage: Eukaryota; Metazoa; Mollusca; Gastropoda; Planorbidae. The coding region runs from base 477 to 2603 and encodes 708 amino acids. The record is from RefSeq and is a predicted model, not a curated record. The transcript has 19 exons.
UAGACAAUGUUGUGUAAAAGUAGUUAAUCUAUAAUUCAUAAAAUAUUUUUUAUUCUUUUAUUAUGUUUCACAAUAUUAAUUUGGUAAGAAUUCUGAAAAAUCUACGUCUACAUUAAAUGUAGCAUUUAAUAGUUGAAGACAAAACAACAUAAUAUUGAUAUUUUAUUGCAUAAAAACUGUCGGCCAAUCGUUACCGUACACUCACGACUCUCCAGUAUCACCAGGACACUAAAUGACUAUAGACUAUUAUUGAUAGACUACAUGGAAUCAUCGAGAUCAGCGGUGGACUGGCUAUACGGGGCAUUCGAGCAAAAGCUGUGUGGGCCUGCAUCCAAUAUAGUGGGUCCGCCGCCGAAUGGGCCACUUUGAAUGACACACUUUUGAUCGAAGUAAAAGUUUGAUCUUUUGUCAGUUUUCCACACUGUCAGCAACGAAACAACGCAAAAUCUGUAAUAUAACAAACCCAACCAGUUCGCAUGUCUGGAAUAAAUACCAUUUUGUCUCAUGUAUUUAUAGUUUGGAGCUGCAACGAAUAUAUUGUAGCAGGAAUGAACUCAUCCACUGCAGGCCAAUACUUCAUAGUACAGGUCUAUGGGCUACAGAACACAAGCGUCAUCCACGCAACCGCAUUCACCAUCUCCACGAGCAACUUCACCGUGUCUUUGACAGGCAGCAGGUUCGAUCACUCUCUCAAUGAGACGAGGGGAGUAAGUCAGUACCAGCCAGCCAGGUUCCAAAUCAACCAGACCUACUUUUGCCAUUCAAUUGGCAUGUGUGGGACGCUGGUGUUUCGAGGGAAUGAGAACUUUGCGCUCGACCUGUUGAAUGUCUACGCCUACAAGAACGCAGACGCAAUGCAGGUUAUUCCAGUGGCUGGCUUUGGUACUCACUAUAUCGUCAUGACGAUCGGGUACGGUGGCUUUGUUCUUUUCCUGUCAGCGAUCAAUGAAAAUACAAUUUUCGUUAGACUGAAGUUUAAUCCAACAGAAGCACUAUUGCGAAUACCUUCUAUGUCUUCGAACUACAGAGAUGGAGAGAUAAUGACCAUCAUACUAGACAAAGAACAGGCAUUUAACUUAAUGCAAUGUUCUUACAAAGCCCCGAGAAAAAGUCCUGAUUUAACGGGAACACACUUGUCAGGAAGCGAUUCUUUCGGUGUCAUCACAGGAAGUUGUAACAAUUAUUUACCCAAUGUCAUUGUAUGCGCAGAGGAAAAAAAUACUGACUACAUCUCAGACAUGGCUCUUCCGCUGGAGACAUAUGGACGCUAUUUCAUCAUAUUUGAAAGAGGGACUCGAACAUCGGACACCCGCCUGGCUAUCGUGAUUUCCAGUGAACCCAACACCACCAUCCGCGUAGAUCAAUCAGACAAAUAUAUUGUCUCGAUGCUGGACCCUGGAACCAGGAUUUUACUCCACAAUUUCCCAAAAGAGCACUACGCCCUCCGGGCUAGCAAGCCCUGCGCGUGCUACCUUAUGCUGCCUUCAACUUGUGGCAAGAUCGCUUUUGGCGACGGCUCUUUGACUGUGGUGCCGCCCAACGAGCUCUUCUUUAACAUAUACAUGUGGAGUUUUCAGACGGAAACUUAUACUCCCGACAUGCAGACAUACGUGAUAUUAAUUGUACACAAAUGGUAUAUCAAUUCGACUCAGAUCAACGACACGUUCAUACAUAACAAAUUUGUAGUCAGCUGGAAUAAAGUGAUGGGAAACAACGACUGGCUCGUUGGGGCCAUACAAUUGGAAGGAGGGACGCACAUCGCCCACCUGACGUCGAGCCUGUACAAAUUUGGCUGCUACAUCUACGUGUCCUCGGAGGGGUUCGGCUUUAUCUCCUCGGCUGGAUUUAUUCUGGCCAGCAUUAACACAGACUUUAAGAAAUGUAUAGCUACAAAUGGGACUGAUCGUUACGACUACAUAGAUAAUGACUGUGAUGGUCGAAUAGACGAAGAGAUUAAGAACGAUAUAGACGAUGACGGAGAUGGUAGAACCGACGAGGAUCUUGGAAUACCAGAUUUUUUGCCUGGCAUCUGGACGCAAUGGAAUGCUUGGGAAUGUCGAGAUAAAUGUGGCAACAGUUCGUAUGUCAGAUACAGAGGAUGCAAGCCGAGGUUGGAGGGUCCGUUAGAAAUGAACUGCCCAGGUGAUCCUUACAUGACCAAGGAUGGAAUCUGUAUAACAGGGGUAUCUUGCAAUACAGAUUGUCCCGUUGGAUUGUACGGUGAGCAGUGUUUGAACGACUGCAGCAAUUGUGAGAACAAGUGUAACUCACGCAACGGCUCGUGCGCUUCUUGUAAAGCUGGUUGGGCGGAGCCAAGGUUUGCUUGCACUCAUGAAUGUCCCAAAUGGACAUACGGCUAUAAAUGUAUGGACUUGUGUGAAGUCAAGUGUGGCGAAGAUUGUAUGGAGCGAGUGCAAGGUAUUUGUCCAGGAGGAAAAUUACUUAUGACUAUAUUGGUACCUUUUAUUAUCUCUCCCAUCCUUGGUUUGUUAUGUCUAGUAGGAGCCUGCACAUUACUAAAAAACAACAUUUCUUUUCUGAGAUGGGACGACUGCAGACACUCUUCUAAAUCUGGGACAUCGAUUUCAAUUGGGAAAAGUUAAAUACAAGUUUAAACCUUUUUUUUUUUUAUAAACGUUUUGUGUGACUUUUCAAAUGUUGACUUUUAAAAUGUUGACUUUUUAAAACUGCCCAGUAGCCAGCAAUAUGAAUCAACAUACAAAAGUCUUUGAGAUUCGGUUAGCCUAGUUCUGGAAUCUACUUUUAUGGUAACAAUUAGGAAGAGUUUGAAUUUGAUGUGCAUUAAACAACGUUUUGAAAAAA